GUUCCGUCUUUCGACAAUUACGUAAAAUGGUUUCGUCCAACAACCAGAGUCACGAAGAAACUCCUUCUGAUAAUGAGAAAAAGAAUCAGAGUGAAGAACCACUUAAAAUUCCAAAAGGUUUCGAGAACUUUUUUAACAAAAAUGUAGAAAAACUUAAGCAAAUUGCAAAAGAGCAGGCUCCAAAAGAUAGUAACUCUAAUAAUAAUUCUCGAUCGCGAGACGAGAAACAAAAAUCUCCCCCAAAACAACAGCAACCACCGAUCAAAGAAUUCAAUCUACAUUUAAAC
This is a messenger RNA of Racocetra persica, 287 nucleotides long. NCBI's taxonomy places the organism in Eukaryota, Fungi, Glomeromycota, Glomeromycetes, Diversisporales, Gigasporaceae. The record is from the annotation of a GenBank genome assembly.